This is a messenger RNA of Hevea brasiliensis (rubber tree), 3348 nucleotides long. RefSeq names its product homeobox-leucine zipper protein ATHB-8. Gene Ontology annotation, molecular function: DNA-binding transcription factor activity; lipid binding; DNA binding. The coding region runs from base 480 to 3002 and encodes 840 amino acids. NCBI's taxonomy places the organism in Eukaryota, Viridiplantae, Streptophyta, Magnoliopsida, Malpighiales, Euphorbiaceae. The transcript is spliced from 19 exons. The record is from RefSeq and is a predicted model, not a curated record.
UGCAAAAGGAAAAAAAAAAAAAAAAAGAUCACAACCAAUUUUAUUUUAAAAAAUCAAAAUUAAAAAAAAAGUUGAUAAUGAUUUGAUGUAUGGAAUGGAUUGGAGGUUUUCAACACAAAACAAAACAAAAAACAUGCUCUGAUAUUCUGUCUGGUAUUUAGGGUCUUUCUCUUUUUCUCGUCCUACAAUCCCAAUCCCAAUAUUCCCAUUUCUCUCUCUCUUUGCUUCUGCCCUUCCUCUUCUUCUUCUUAACCUCUGAACGCUUCUUAUCAUACUUCAGAGCUUUCUCUGAAAACACCCUCUUCAAUUCAUUCCACAAAGGGCUUAACUUUUUCUUUUUUGAAUAUCUUUAUAAUUUCUGGACUCUCUGUGCGUUUGAGCUGAAGGGGUUGGAGAAUCUGCUUCCAAAGCUUCAUGUUAUUGAUUUGAGGCAGAAGGGGCGGCGACCCGAUCUGCGCAGUGUUUCGUGAAACGAAGUGAUGAUGGCGGUAACUUCGGCCUGCAAGGAUGGGGGAAGCAAGAUGGCAAUGGACAACGGCAAGUACGUUAGGUACACACCGGAGCAGGUGGAAGCGCUUGAGAGACUCUACCAUGAAUGUCCUAAGCCAAGCUCUAUGCGCCGCCAACAGUUGAUCAGGGAAUGCCCUAUUCUCUCCAACAUAGAGCCCAAGCAGAUCAAAGUUUGGUUUCAAAAUCGACGAUGUAGAGAGAAGCAGCGAAAAGAGGCAUCGCGGCUUCAAGCUGUGAAUAGGAAGUUGACGGCGAUGAAUAAGUUGCUGAUGGAAGAGAAUGAUAGAUUGCAAAAGCAGGUGUCUCAGCUGGUCUAUGAGAACAGUUAUUUCCGCCAACAGACACAAAAUGCCACCAACCUUGCCACCACAGACACAAGCUGUGAAUCAGUGGUGACCAGUGGUCAGCACCAUUUGACUCCUCAGCGUCCACCAAGGGAUGCCAGCCCCGCAGGACUUUUGUCCAUUGCAGAGGAGACUUUAGCAGAGUUUCUAUCAAAGGCCACAGGAACUGCUGUCGAGUGGGUCCAAAUGCCUGGGAUGAAGCCUGGUCCGGAUUCCAUUGGAAUCGUUGCUAUUUCUCAUGGUUGCCCUGGUGUGGCAGCACGUGCAUGCGGCCUUGUGGGUCUAGAACCUACCAGAGUUGCCGAAAUCCUUAAAGAUCGGCCAUCGUGGUUUCGUGAUUGCCGAGCUGUGGAUGUUCUAAAUGCAUUGUCCACUGGAAAUGGUGGAACAAUUGAACUGCUUUACAUGCAGCUUUAUGCACCUACAACUUUGGCGCCAGCUCGCGACUUCUGGUUACUGCGCUACACUUCUGUUUUGGAGGAUGGCAGUCUUGUGGUCUGUGAGAGAUCAUUAAACAACACUCAGAAUGGUCCAAGUAUGCCACCUACACAGCAUUUUGUGAGGGCAGAAAUGCUACCUAGUGGAUAUCUAAUUAGACCUUGUGAAGGAGGUGGAUCAAUUAUUCAUAUAGUUGAUCAUAUGGACCUAGAGCCCUGGAGUGUGCCUGAAGUGUUGCGCCCACUUUACGAGUCACCAACAUUACUAGCUCAGAAGACAACAAUGGCGGCUUUACGACAUUUGAGGCAAAUUUCUCAUGAAGUUUCUCAGCCAAAUGCCUCUGGCUGGGGGAGAAGACCUGCCGCUUUACGUGCACUUAGUCAGCGACUAAGCAAGGGCUUUAACGAAGCUGUUAAUGGGUUUACUGAUGAUGGGUGGUCUAUGUUGGAAAGUGAUGGCAUUGAUGAUGUUACAGUUCUUGUGAACUCAUCUCCUGGCAAAAUGAUGGGUCUGAAUAUCUCUUAUGCUAAUGGAUUUCCAUCUAUGAGCAAUGGUGUGCUUUGUGCAAAAGCAUCCAUGUUGUUACAGAAUGUGCCUCCAGCAAUACUCCUUAGGUUCCUGCGUGAACAUCGAUCAGAAUGGGCAGACAGUGGUAUAGAUGCUUAUGCAGCUGCUGCUGUUAAAGCUGGUCCCUGUACCUUGCCAGUGUCUCGAGCUGGAAAUUUCGGGGGUCAAGUUAUUCUUCCAUUGGCUCACACUAUUGAGCAUGAAGAGUUUAUGGAGGUAAUUAAACUUGAAAAUAUGGGAUAUCGGGAGGACAUGAUGAUGCCUGGUGACAUCUUCCUCUUACAACUUUGUAGCGGAGUAGAUGAGAAUGCUGUUGGUACCUGUGCUGAACUCAUCUUUGCUCCUAUUGAUGCCUCUUUUUCGGAUGAUGCACCUAUUAUUCCUUCAGGGUUCCGCAUCAUUCCUCUUGAUUCCAGGAUGGAUGCUACAAGCCCAAACCGGACACUUGACCUUGCCUCUGCUCUUGACGUUGGACCUGCUGGAAAUAAAGCAUCUGGUGAUUUUUCAGGCCAUUGUGGGAGCUCAAAAUCAGUGAUGACAAUAGCAUUCCAAUUUGCAUUCGAACUCCACCUUCAAGAAAAUGUAGCAUCCAUGGCUCGGCAGUAUGUCCGCAGCGUUAUUGCCUCUGUUCAAAGGGUGGCAUUGGCCCUCUCUCCUUCUCGUUUUGGUUCCCAUGCUGGUCUUCGGCCGCCACCUGGCACUCCAGAAGCGCACACACUUGCUCGUUGGAUAUGUCAAAGCUAUAGGUGCUAUCUAGGCGUGGAACUACUCAAAAGUGAAGGAAGUGAAUCCAUUCUGAAAUCACUUUGGCAUCACUCUGAUGCUGUUAUGUGCUGCUCUUUGAAGGCUCUGCCAGUUUUUACAUUUGCAAAUCAGGCAGGACUCGACAUGCUUGAGACAACUUUGGUUGCUCUUCAAGACAUCACUUUGGAAAAGAUAUUUGAUGACAAUGGAAGGAAAACUUUAUGCUCAGAGUUCCCGCAAAUAAUGCAGCAGGGCUUUAUGUGCCUACAGGGUGGUAUCUGCCUGUCAAGUAUGGGAAGGCCAAUUUCCUAUGAAAGAGCAGUAGCAUGGAAAGUGUUAAACGAAGAGGAGACUGCUCACUGCAUUUGCUUCAUGUUCAUUAACUGGUCUUUUGUCUGAAACUCGAAAGAAAAUCAAAUCCAGAAAGAAUAUUAGAUCACAAACAAUGUUUUUUUAUUUUUCUUCUGGUAUGAAACCUUGAUACUGCUAUGAGCAUGUCCCAACAGUAACAUCAUCUAGGCCCCAGAUUUUUUUUUGUUGCCCUUCUUUUUAUAUUUUGCUUUGUGCUUUAUUUAUGAAUCACCAUGUUUUUCUCCCUCACCCUAUCUCUCUCCAAAUGUGGCAUUAUCUUCACAAGUCCUAAUCUUGGGUCACAUCACUGUUUGUAUAUGUCCUCAACUUAUACCUUCGGAACGCCUUUCUAUCAGUUUAUCAUUUUCUUGGUCCACAGUGUGGGCUACACGUA